CACGCAGAAGAUUGCGAUAUCGUCGUUGAUCGAUAUUUUGCGUAAACAACGUUGUUGCUAUGCCGUUUGUACCGUCUGGAACUCCUGCCGUAAAAUACUUGUUUAUUGUAUGAAAUUUCAAUAAUCUAUCAUUUAAUCUCCCAGGAAAGAUACCCAUUGUGACCGACAUUAAUAAAUCACAUUGAUUAGAAACCAAGAACAUGGCACCCAAGAAGAAAGGAAAGUCUGCCAAGAAGGGCAAGAUGGCCAAGAUGACAGAGGAAGAAAGAAUUUUAUAUCUGGAACAGAAGGAGUUAGCAGAGAAAGAGAUGCAGAAAAAGAAAGAGGACAUGCUUAAUCAAUUUUUAAAGGAUAAACUAGUGAAAGAGGAGAGGAAUACCCGCUUCAACAUGUACAAGAUCACCCACCAGUGGAGGAACAUCAUGCGUGCUUCCAAGUCGAGAGAGCUGAAGAACGACAUUGAGAUCCUGAGCCAGACCUUUGAGCGUGUGGUGGACAGGAAGGACAGUGUCAUCAAGUCUCUGGUCAAAGACUUGCAGGAAGCAGAGGAACAGUAUGCCAUGGGGCUCAGGAGUCAUCUACAGAAUAUGGAUGGACUUGUGGACCUCCAAAAGAGCAGACUGCAAAUCGUCAAGUCAGAAUACCUGGAUGAGCUGGAGAUACUGAAGAAAGAGUUUGACACCGAGAGGGCGCUGAUCAUCGAGCAACACAAGCAGGAGCUGAAUGAUCUUCAGGACAUUCUCUUUGCCAUGGAGCAGAACACGACCGAGAGGGAGAAUGAUGCAAGACAGGAUUUCCAGAGUCUCAGGGAUGAGAUCAAGAAUAAGAACUUGGAGGAGAAGCAUGCCCUGCGCCUACAGCUGGAGGGUCAGGUGGAAGACCUCUGGGCCCAGUUUCAGCAAGCCCUCAAGAGCUACCAGGAAUCAACGGAAGAAAGGAAGGCUGCCUUUGAAACCCUCAAGGACAAAGACGAGAAGAGUGCGAAGGAGAUCGAGAUGCAGAUGCGCAAACUACAGAGAAUAUCAGACAACAUUGCGUCCCUCAAAGCCAAGAUGUCUCAGAACUCAAGGGAAAGUGAGGAGAGGAAUCGAGACUUGAGGGAGCAGAGGGAGGUCAUCGCUCAGCACUUCCAUGAACUCAAAAGUCAGAUGAAUAACUUUCGGGAAAAUGAAAGAUCGCGGCUGACCAAGCUGACACUAGAAAGCAAUGCAUCCAUCAAAGAAGUUAAAAGGAAACUGGACAUGGGUGAGAGGAUAUUGAAACUGGCAGAGAUGAGUCGUAAACUGGAAACAGAAGAGGAGAAGGUUCUACCCUUCUAUGCAUCCAGUUUAACAGCAGAGGAACAGGAGGAUGUAGCAGCUGCAGUAGCAGAACCACCAUCAGAACAACUGGCAGAGAUCAUGCAUGAAUACCAAUCCCUGGAGAACUUCUGGAAGCGCUACAACAAGUCCCUCUUGGACAAGGUGGCCCUGGACAAGGAGCGCUCCACCCUGAUGAUGGAGAACGGGCGCCUCAGGACAGUCCUUAAGCAGUACCUUGAUGGUAUCUCAGUCAACGAUGAGAUCCUCAGCCAAGUCAACCCGCUCUUUGUCGUCAACCAGAAGACCAAUGCUCCAAUGGCUGUACCUAUCAUGGACCCAAGAGUGCAACGACCUACACAGACUGUAGUGGAGGCCGCACACAUUGUCAAGCAGUACGCAAUCUAGAAAGAUGCGUUGUCGUGACAUUCAAAGCGCAGUGGAAAUAGUAAUGUAAAAUGAUAAUUAAGGAUGAAUUAAGAUCUCUACCAUCUUUCUGACGUGGUUGGAUAUUUGUGUAAGUUGACUCUGGGUUUACAUGAAGAGAAAUCAAAUCUUGAAACGCAACUUUUGAUCCUGGUUGUGCGCAGUCAUUUACUGAUUUGACAUUGCUGUGUUUCUCCAAAUAUUUCAUUGAAAACAUGCGGGAUGUAAUGAAUAUUCAUCAUUGACAUUCCUUUAGUUAUGGGCUGUGGUGUUAUAGUCAUGGAUUGCUUUCUUGAACCCUAAUUAGAUGCAUAUCAGACAAAUUGAUGCUUAUCACUUCACGUGUUGGGCCAUGGUGUUGUAGGAUACAAUAUUCCACAUGUCUACUGGUAAUAGGGACAUAACAUUAGUGUGAAAUAAUGAUUUAUAAUAAUUAUUAUAAUUUGAAUAAUAAUAAGAAGAAGGGAAAAAUAUCAGAUGUGCCUGGUAAAUCAAAAAAGUUGGUCAGUACAAGAUGUAAAGAGAACUAUGUAUAGAAAUUAUCAUCAAUAUAUCUUAAAAAUGAAGAGGGGAAAAAAAAUGCUUUAUUUUCAAGUAAAAUUCUUCCCUAGUUGUAUAGAAAAACUUACAAUUGAAGAAUAUAUACAUGUACAUGAGAAGUAACACACCUCUGUAAUCAGACGUUAACACUUUAAAAGAACUAUGUUUCUGUAAAUAGAUGUAUAUUUGUAUCAAUGGACAAAUCCAGUAUGGUGUUAAAAUGUGGUUUUCACACCAAAAAUACAUUAUUAGUACUCUUCAUAUUCUUCUGAUCCAAGCUUAGCACUGAGGUGUGGUGUCGUGUUCAAACUUUGAUAGUAACUUUAGCCCACCAUCAAAAAUAUUAGUGUUUUUCAGUUUCUUGAAACCGUCUUAAGUCUAACUUCUAACAUCCCAUUGAAAUGUGUGUUAUAGAAUGAACACACGUUUCUAUGGGAUGUCCAUGAACUUAGACUUAUGAUGGUUUCAUGAAACUGGCCCCAGGACUCAUGGUAAACCUGUACAAUGUUUCAAGCACUUACAACACAAUCACAACUACUUUUAAAAAAAUCAGCCAAAGGCAAUUUCUAUAGCAUUGUGCAUCACUUGUUGAAAUGUGCAAACAUGAGAAUGAUGUAUUACCUUGUCCAAACAAUAUUUCUAUGGUAUCUACAAAAGGGUAUUGAAUUUGCCCCAAUUCGAUUUUUUUUCGAAAAUAGUUGUGAUCAUGUUUUACUAAGUAAAGUUGAAUUCACGAUACUGUUCUAGCUGUUUAUUGUAAUGCAUAUUUUAAUCUGGUUGAAUACUGAAUAAAUUUUGAUUUCUACCAAAUCUGAAAAACAUCAAUAAUAGAAAGGAAUAAAUAAGUGACGGAAUUUUAGAAUAAUAUAUGUAUCUACAUGUAUGUGUAAAUAAAAAAGUGACAUUUAAGAA
Messenger RNA from Strongylocentrotus purpuratus (purple sea urchin), 3176 nucleotides. RefSeq names its product dynein regulatory complex subunit 2. The transcript has 9 exons. Gene Ontology annotation, cellular component: axonemal dynein complex; axoneme. NCBI's taxonomy places the organism in Eukaryota, Metazoa, Echinodermata, Echinoidea, Camarodonta, Strongylocentrotidae. The record is from RefSeq and is a predicted model, not a curated record. The coding region runs from base 201 to 1706 and encodes 501 amino acids. Gene Ontology annotation, biological process: cilium-dependent cell motility; axonemal dynein complex assembly; regulation of cilium movement.